This is a messenger RNA of Leishmania braziliensis MHOM/BR/75/M2904, 5829 nucleotides long. RefSeq names its product putative adenosine monophosphate deaminase. Gene Ontology annotation, biological process: IMP salvage; AMP metabolic process. The transcript has a single exon. Gene Ontology annotation, cellular component: cytosol. NCBI's taxonomy places the organism in Eukaryota, Euglenozoa, Kinetoplastea, Trypanosomatida, Trypanosomatidae. Gene Ontology annotation, molecular function: AMP deaminase activity. Bases 1 to 5829 code for a protein of 1942 amino acids. The record is from RefSeq and is a predicted model, not a curated record.
AUGAGUGCUCAGAGCACUGAUGAGGCCAUCAGCCUCGCCUCCAUCAGCAGCUACCCAGGGCGGCAGCGCAGCACCUCCACCGCGUACGCAGAGGACCGGGCGGUCAACAAGAACGGCGGCAACGGUGACCCCGCUGCCGCCUUCCAUGGCACUAGUCGCGUGCCCUCCGCCCCUGGCGGGACGGGCGCCACAGCAGCCAACGGGCCUUCCAUGUCGUGUCGCGGACGCUUCUCCUCCUCCCUCUUCAACAGCACGAGCGGUGGCAGUGUGCCCAUCGCCGCUGUCUCGAGUAGCACUGGCGUCGGAAGUGGCGUGUCAACGCAGUCGCGUGUACGGCCGACCAGCCUGCAGUACCGUCAACCGUCUAGUGUAAUGUGGGGCGAACUCGCGGCAGCGCGCGGUCGUACGUCGGCAGUCGGCAGCGCUGGCAACAACAACAACAACAACACGUCCGCUGUCACCAAUGUAUAUACUCUGCAGCUACCAGGCGACGACGGUGGCGUUGAGAUGGCCGCUGCACAACCGCGGCUGCUGGGCGCACUGCGCAUGCGCGAAACGUACAAGGACGUUGACAAGGGUCACUGCGAAGUGAACGGUGGCGGCAGCAGCAGCAGCAACAGCAACGGCGGAGUCAACCGCCUCGCUAGCGUCUCUGUUUUCGCUGCCGAGGCGAGCCGCCCUACACAGCCAGUCCAAGGCGCCCCGCACCCAGCCCAACCGACGCCCCCGCAGCAGCAGCAGCAAGUCCUCCCGCAACCACCCAUGACGGGACCCACCACUCUGCAGCAGGUGGACGGCGUCUUCUUCUGGUCGGAUGAAAAGACGCCAAUCGCCUCACUGGCACAGUUUCGCGCCGACGUGCUCACGCUGGCGGCGUGCGUGCAGCACCCCUCCUGCGUUGCGGCGAGCAAGUACCGCCUGGAGGUGUUGGAGGAGAAGUACCAUCUCCACCGACUCUACAACACUGACGUCGAAGAAAACACCGACCGCUACCGCCGCGGCGGCGGCCUCUUCGCGAACGCCUGCCGCGUCGAUACCUGCGUCGGUGCCUCGACAGCUAUGAACGCUCAGUCGCUGGUGGAGUACAUCCAGCGCACCAUCGACGAGCAUGGCAAUGACGUCGUUGGCGUGUCUGACGACACACCAUGGGGAAUUGGAUUGGUCACGACAGGUACCGGCAGCGGUGUGGGGGCGCCGAAUGGGGAGCAGCUAACGCUGGCUCGCGUCUGCGAGCUGCUCGGCCUCCCCGACCCCUACCUGCUGACGGUGGAAGGGCUCGGCCUGCAGCCCUCGGUGAACCGUGCCUUGCCCUACUACAACGCUCUAGACCCGUCGAUGAACGGCAGUGGUCGCAACAGUGCCGCACUGCUUCGCCUUUUUCUCUCCAUCGGUGAGCAUUCACAACGGGGGACGUACCUGGCGGGUGCGAUCCAGCCAUACCUGACGCGCAACGAGCUGCGCACAGGCGGUGUCCAAGCGACCGAAAUGACGCUCGAGAUUACCGGUGCGCUCGCCCAGGAAUGGGAGAACACGGCCACGUGGGUACGGACGCACGAGCUCGACAGUUUCUGCACUAAUCAGUUUCAACUUGCCUUCCCAGUCACUAAGUGGUGCAGUCGCGGCGGCGCCGCCGCGAAUAGGGCUCCCUCCCUCUCCUUUGGCAUGCACACCGGCCGCGCAGACGGCGAUGAGCCGCGCGAUGACCGCUCGAUCACCGGCAAUGACAUGCACGGCGUCGGUCACUGCCUCUCUGGCUCGGGGGCUGGCGGGAACGCCGUCUCUGCCGCGGCCCUCCCAUCCGGCGCGAGUCCUGACGAGGUGCUGAACUACGACAACUACCAGCAGUUGCUCGACCACAUAUUUCUCCCUCUCUUCAUGGCCACGCUGGCACCUGAGGACCCAAAGUACGUUGACCUCGCAGCACUUCUGCAGCGCACCGGUGCGAUCCUACUUACUGGCAACGAGAACGCGGACGUCAUGGGCAGCACCGCAGCAGGCGAUGGUGGACGCAAGCGUGCGAGCGGUGGUGGCGCGGAUGGUGGCGUCGCAGCCGUCGACGCCACGGCGCUUCAUGGGGACGCGAUGAGCACUGGCUGGCGACGUCGUCCGGCUGACACGCCCUACACAGAGCCCGUCUCCCUCACGUACCUCUGCUACUACAUCUGGGCGAACCUGUGCUCUCUCAACGCGCUGCGCCGCCGUCGUGGGCAGAACGUGCUGCAGCUGCGUGUUGUGGCAUCAAGCGCCACGAUGCCAAACACGUCCUCGGCGCACGAUGCGAGUCUCCUGCUGCUGUCCUAUCUCAUCGCUGACGUCGUCGUCGACGCCGUCGCGCUGGACCGGCAGCCGGUACUGCAGUACCUGUACGGUCUGCACCAGAUUGGCGUAGCCAUGUGCCCCAUCGCCCGCAGCAGUCUCGGCACCACGAGCCUGGAUGAACACCCUGUGGCACGCCUGCUGUGGCGUGGUCUCUGCGUCUCCCUCUGCACUCUCAACCCGCUCUACUACCACUCCUCACAGGACCCGCUGCUGGAGGAGUACACGACGGCGGCGAAGGUCCACCGCCUCUCACCGACCGACAUCAGUGAGAUGACGCUGCACUCUGUGUGCAUGUCGUCGUUCGAAGAGGAAGUGAAGGCGGUGUGGUUAGGCACGGGGUUCCUGCGCGACGGCUGGCGGGCGAACGCGGUCGAGCUGACCAGCGUACCAACGGCGCGGCUGCAGCUGCGCCACGAAUCAUGGACAGCAGAGCGUAAACUAUUACUUCUGUCGCCUGGCUCCCCAACGGGCCUCAUGAUAGGGGCCGCAGUGCCCGUCGCCGAGGCCGGGCCGCGGUUGGAAGACGCGCAGAGCGGGGCCCGCCGCGACGUGCGCACAGCACCGAAUCGCUUCACUGCUGUACUGUCACCGGGUCGCAGCGCAGUCAGCACCCCAGCCCCGAGCACCCAACCAGGCAUAGUGUCGGCGGGCGGGGCAGCUGGUGCGCUUCAGUCGCAGGCACCGUACGCUGUGCUGGACCCCGCUGUCGACUUCCCGCGCGCCGCUCUCAUUGGGCCAUUCGACCGCGACAUCCAAAACGCCCACCUCGUGCAGGCGCUGCACCGUGCCCUGGACCUGCGCCACCAGUACAGCUCACUGCCGCUACCACCCCAGCCUUCCCGCAGUACGGUCGUCGCCGCUGGCGACGGUGUGGUCAGUACUGACGUCAAGGCCGGCUGGCUGGCGGCGCUGACCCACGACCCGCAGACGGUGCUGCCGCAUCCAACGCAGUCGAUGAGUUGGGCCUUCAAAAAGAGUGCGUCGUCGCCGCACGAUAAGGGGGUGGGCGGCGGGCACGCGCCUAACGCCACCGGCGCCAGCUCGUAUCUGCAGUUUGACGAGGACGAGUGGAAGUACAAGACGGUGGAAGGCAUCAUUGUGCCACAUGAGGUGCACCAGAUUCCGCGCCUGCCGCAGGACAUGUACCACUACACGGAGUUCUGCAACCACGUUGAGGAAAUACGUCGCCUCAUCGACCACAUCCACGUCCGCGACUUUGCACUGCGGCGGCUGCAGCUGCUGGAGCACCGCUUUAAACUGCAUGCGGCAGUGAAUCACAGCCGCGAGCUCGGCAGCACAGCAGCGCGUGCGUCUCACAACCGCGACUUUUAUCAGUCGACCAAAGUGGACAACAACAUCCGUAUGGAGACAGGCAUGACGGCGCGCCAGCUGCUCGCCUUUAUCGUGGACAAGGCAACGCACAACGGCGACGAUAUUGUGUCGCACCCUAAAGGCAAAGAACCCCAGACACUGCGCCAGUUGCUUUCGGAGCUGCACAUCACGGCAGACUCGCUGACAGUGGACGACUUGAACGUGCAGGCCGGUGCAACAUCGAGUGACGGCGGCGCGCCGCAGAACCCGUUUGCCCCUGAGGGGCAACGGCAGGACGAGCUGCUGACGCUGCUGCUGAAGACGGACAACCAGAUGAAUGGCCGCUACUUCGCGGAGCUGACGAAGCGCACCUUUGAGGAGCUGUCGCGCGAUCGGCACACCUUCACGGAGAGCCGCCUACCCGUCUACGGCGCCAGUGCCGAGGAGUGGGCUCUCCUGUCGCACUGGUUUGAUACCCACGGCAUGUCCUCCUCGCACAACCAGUGGGUGGUACAGGUUCCGCGCAUCUACAGCUCUCUCAGAACGGCAGGCCGAGUCGCCAGCUUCGCCGAGUACCUCGAGCACAUCUUCGAGCCCCUGUGGCGCAUCUCCCUCCACCCCCACAGCGACCCUCGCCUUUUUCACUUUGUCAACCACAUUGCCGCCUUCGACUGCGUCGAGGAUGAGCGGCGGCCGGAGGUGCCGCUGCACCUCGCCAUGCGCGCCCCGCACGCGUGGACAAGUGAAGAGGAGCCGCCGUACAACUACUAUCUCUACCACCUGUACGCCAAUCUGCGUUCGCUGAACCACUUCCGCCAGCGGCGCCGCUUCUCUAUCUUCUCCUUUCGCCCCAGCUGCGGGGAGGCCGGCAGCGUCGAUCACCUCAUCGGCGGUUUUCUGUUGGCGCAGGGCAUCAACUAUGGCGUGCGCCUCGCCGACAGUGCGCCACUGCAGUACCUGUUUUAUCUGGCCCAAGUUGGUGUGACGCUGAGCCCGCUCAGCAACAACACAAAGCUGGACUUGAAUUACCUGCACAACCCCUUCCCUGAGUUCUUCAGGCGUGGGCUGCGCGUCUCGCUUGGCACGGACAGCCCGCUGCUCUAUCACCACACGCAGGAGCCGCUGCUGGAGGAGUACUCCAUCGCCUCGAAGGUAUGGAAGCUGAGCCCGAGCGACCUCUCCGAGGUGGCGCGCAACAGCGUGUUGCUGUCCAACUUCAGUGUGAAGUUCAAGGAGGAGAAGCUAGGGCCCCUGCACUUCCUUUCCAGUAGCGCCGGCAACGACACUGCGAAGACGCACCUGCCCGACGUACGCGUCGCGUACCGCUUCGAAGCAUAUCACACAGAGGUGGGCUUUCUCGAGUAUAUCUCCGGUCAGCACUUUCACCGCGCGAUGCUGACGCUCGAGAUGGAGGCGCAGUGUAAGCAACUUUGCGGCGUCGGCACAGGUAACGGCAGUGGUACGUCUGCGGGAGAGCACGACCGUGGCGCGAGGGCCACGCCGGCGACCGGCAGCAGCGGCAGCAGCGAUGCUGCCGGCCUCAUCGACACAACUCCAAAGGAGGAAGACCUUCUGCAGUUGGAGGCACAGCGCACGCGCAUGCAGCGGCAGCUGCAGGAGCUGACCGGCGCCGUCAACGACCUCCACCGGCAGAACCGCCUCCUCACGACGAAGCUCGCAGAGGAGAAGGAGCGUGAUCAGAUGGCGGCUCAGCUACGCCGCCAGCGGGUCAGUGACACGCUGCGUGAGCGGCAGGGGCUUGCGACGCAGCAGAAGGUGCACGCCACCCGGAAUGGCAGUCCAUCCGUCCCCCAUCAAUUGACGCCGUCUGCGGCCUCGUCGUCGCAGUCACAGUCGCCGCUCUCCUCCGAGUUGCUGCGGGUAGAUGCGGAGGCUGCGAGCGUAUCACCAGCGGCAGUGGCAACGCCAAGUGCGCUGCCACUGCCGCCGUCAACUCUUCACGCAUCGGGCGACAGCGCCUUCAGUGCAGUGCGCAAUCGCAAGCAGCAGCAAGGCGGCGCGGUGGCGCAGACACGUCGACUGCUUGCGCGCACGGAGUCUCUGUGGCGCACCACCUCCGUGCAGGAGGAGGGCGGCGGCAAGGACAUGCAACCGCCCCCGCAGCUCCCCCCGCUGGAAGUCCCCACCUCUUCCACCUCGCAGCCAUCGGUGUCACCCGUGCCACUGUGCAAGAGGUAG